Maniola jurtina (meadow brown) is the source of this 782-nucleotide messenger RNA. Its product is annotated as peptidyl-prolyl cis-trans isomerase FKBP2. Gene Ontology annotation, biological process: protein peptidyl-prolyl isomerization. Bases 90 to 530 code for a protein of 146 amino acids. The record is from RefSeq and is a predicted model, not a curated record. NCBI's taxonomy places the organism in Eukaryota, Metazoa, Arthropoda, Insecta, Lepidoptera, Nymphalidae. Gene Ontology annotation, molecular function: peptidyl-prolyl cis-trans isomerase activity. The transcript has 3 exons.
CAUUGAAUGGUAUAUAAAUAUAAAUCAUAAAAUCAAUCAAAUAGCGCCCUUUUAUGUGUGUAGUUUUAAAUUAACUAUAAAACAACAGAAUGGAAACCACUUUGCUAAAUAUGUGUAAAUUAGCUUUAUUUUUUUUGGUUAUAAUGAGCGUCGUUCAACACGUCGUGAUAGCUACUUCGUCGCCAAAAAAAUUGCAAAUCGGAGUGAAGAAGAGGCCUGCUGAGUGCCCCAUAAAAAGCAAAAAAGGAGACCUUCUUCACAUGCAUUACACGGGCACUUUAGAAGAUGGUACAGAGUUCGACAGUUCAAUCCCUAGGGGCAAUCCCCUCACUUUUACCCUUGGGUCUGGGCAGGUGAUCAAGGGUUGGGAUCAGGGACUUAUUGGGAUGUGUGAAGGGGAACAGAGGAAGCUAGUCAUUCCACCAGAACUUGCCUAUGGAGAGGCUGGUGCUCCACCAAAGAUACCUAAGUCUGCAACUCUUACAUUCCAUGUUGAUCUUGUGAAAAUCGAAAGAAAAGAUGAACUAUAAGUUUGUGUAAGAAUAAUAUUUUAGAUUUACAUUCUAUUAAUUUGAUAUUGUAUGACCAGUGAAAAACAUGUAACAAAAUGUUUGUAUUAAUAUUAAUAGGAUUAGAUCUCUGUAUGUUGUUAUUGUAAGUAUAAUGUAAUUUAUAAAAAAAAACACAUUUCAUAAUAAUUUCUACCUAAUGCAAGAGUCUAGAAUUUAAGUACUUUGCCAUCACAUUAACUUAUUGAAGUAAAAACAGUAUCACUUUGGUUU